Molecule: messenger RNA, 3681 nt
Organism: Amoebophrya sp. A25
Lineage: Eukaryota; Dinophyceae; Syndiniales; Amoebophryaceae
Source: the annotation of a GenBank genome assembly
GGUGAACAUCGGUCGGUUGAUAUAAGCCACAUCUUUUGGAAAAGACGGAUCGCUCCCCUUGCCUACACGACCCCCGGACCUCCUAAACUCCUGAACACCAAUUUUCUUCACCAGUCUAUUCAUCUAAAUUCAACAUCUUGAUUUUCAAUAACAAUAUUCCGCAACAAUCAUUUAUAGGACAGUGAAAAGUACACAACCCAUCUGGAACGAAGUUGUGUUUCCCACUGACAAACAGAAAAGUAGUUGUGCAUAGUUUCUCCCCCCAGAGGCGUGUUUCCUCCCCUGUGGAGGUCCUCUCCUCCUCCCUAACUUUCUAGAAGAUCUGCUCCCUGGCUAACUAAAGGGUGGUUAGUAAGAUACUACUAGGUAUUAACACCUCCCUUCCGAAGGGGUGGUCAACAUCAAGGUCCUAGUACUGCUAGGUAUUAACGUAUUUAUACUAGUACAACUUGAACAGUUGUACUAGCAAAGUAAAGUGGAAAGAAGAUGCCGUUCAAUAUGGAGGCCCUCGAGGGCAAGCGGGCAGAGAUCCUUGCCGCUUCGCUCGAGAACGCAAACGAGAUGAAAUUCGGUUACUUCGGAUUCACCGCACCACUAGCAGUCGGUGAUAACAGCCAAGCGCCAAGAACGAAGAAGGUACUGUCAUGUUUGUAUUGUUCUUCUAUUUAGAAGGUACAACAACAUGACUGAAUGACCUCACAUCCACUUUGACCUAACGUGGUAAGCGAGGGCACACGACCUGACAUAACUUGGAUUUGCAAGUUGUAAUUAUCAAGCGCCAGUAAAAGCAAGGUAAAAAGUAGAAGAUCUAUCGUUUUCUUUGUUGUGGUAUUUAGCCGUUGUGACGGCAAAGACACUUUUCAUGAAAGCACCAGUAAAAGCAAGGUCUAAAAAGUAAAAGACACUUUCCAUCAGACUUUUGCUUGUUCAAUCCAAAUGACUAUGACAUACUUGUUUUCACUUCUAACAUACACCCUCCUCCAUACAUUCACUCUCUCCAGAUGUCCGAAGAAGAGCUAAUAGAGCGAACUAAGCCGAAUAUAGUAACAAAUCCGGGAAAGAAGGGUAUGACCCUGGACACCAUGUUCGAGUUUAUCCAGCCAAUCUGCAUAGGAGACCCCUAUCAGGUGAGAGCAGGAGCAGUGAAAAGAGACGGUGGAAAACAGUAUGCCGAAGAACCGUUUAGACCACCAGGUACUGAUAAAUCACAGUAUGGUGCAGAUGAAGAUCCUACCCUAUUCUAUCUUUAGACCACCAGGUAAAAAUAUAUAUAAAAAAGAUGUUAUAAUGUUUAGGUUUGGUGGUCCUCAUCCUCGUGCAUGAUCCAGCUAUUUUUAGAAGACCCCUAAUAUGCAUGACACGACAUAACAUGAUCUUCUUGAACAUCAUUAUGACGACUAGUGCUUUUAUCCUCAACAACUUCAACUCCCCUCAACAACUCGCAGGCGCCGUGAAAUUCGGGACAUCAGGUGGGGUAGUAUGGAUGCCAUCGGGAGAGCCGAAAGUGACUAGAAGAGAAAAGGUAGCUGAGAUUUUGUUGCAAUCUUUCAUUCAAAAUUCCUUUUUUAAUUUAGGGUUACGAAUGUCUUCUAAUGUUUGUAACUUCUACCUCCUCCACACGUAACUACCCCCUUCCCACGUAAGUACAACCUUACCCAGGUCGAGCCCGUGUUGCAGCCAAAUAUAAUGACAACGCCAUCGAAGAAAGGUGGUGGCGGUAUAUUAACUCCAGGAGUGCUUUUUGGUUGGGACGAAGAAAGGAGAUUUCCAGAGCAUGUGCCGGAUGAUUAUGAUAUCGCAUCCAAACUCCGAAGAGCAGAAUUGAAAAAAGAACAAGAAAGGACCACGCAUGAACAGGCGUUUAGAGGGUACUUACUACUUAUGUACUUCUACUAUCAGUACUACUAUAUAGAGUAUAGUUAUAAUUCCCAGUAGUGCCCAACCAAGACGAACCUUAUCUGCUUAUGUCUCCUUUAGAAGAAGGUUUAGAGGUUUUUCUAGAUUUUCUCUGUAAUUAUGAGGAUGAUUUUUGCAGAUGACAUUGCAAAUACGUCGUCUCCGAACAUCACAUUUUCUCAGGUGCGGCUACGGAAAUAAGACCUUUGACGGAAAUGAGAUUUAUUUCUGCGAUCAACCUUGGGGACUAUUGCGACCGGAAAAAGAGAUGGCUACGAAAAAGGUAUUGAGUGGAUAGUGUGGAUGGCUACGAAAAAGGUAUCUGUAGAAUAGUUUUUUCGACUAUCUAAGGUGCACAAGGGUAUUGAUUGGAUUUUUCUUCUUCUCUGCAUGCUAAUCUUUAGGAGACACAUCUUCAAUAUGACAGCACUUUUAUUUACAAACUACAGUUCUACUGCAAAUAGUAACACGGACUUAUUUUUAUAAGAAGUGCCUGGCACCAAACCACGAAUCAUAUUACUUCUAUCCUAGCAUUUUCAAGCCAUCAAUCGCUUCCCACUCAGGCGCAACACGAGGCCCCCUUCCGACCACCAGGUGGUAUUAAAGAUGGCCAUGACGCAUAUAUGGGCUACAUUGAUGACGAGGGAGACAGCAAAUCCUUCCCAAAGUGGCGACCAGAUCCGGUACCAGCGCCACGUAAAAGGCAACCCGCAGGCGAGGAGAAGGAGAAGGAACCUUGGAAGGUAUCUAUAGGUCUAGAAGUGUUUUGUUUUUGCUACGAUCGGGCUCAGGUUCUUAGUCGAACACAGCCUCUAAAGAAGACGAACAAUUGACUAGGAACUGACUACUGCUGAUGUCUAUACGUUGAUACAGUAAGUGACGAUCGAUCCCCACCAUCUUUUCCCCACCAUGUCAAUACUACCAACAGGUUGGAGCGCCAGUGAUAGUGGACACGCCGACACCACCAGUGCAAAUGAUAGCUAGGAAUUUGCGCGCAGAGUUUCCGAAGAGCUUUGCAAGACCGCAACUCUAGUAAAGCUGGAAGGCCGAAUCGCUAGGAUCACUGCAACUAGUGUUAGAUAGAUCAUUUAUAGCUGCAAUAAGCUUAGAAAUUGACGACGAAUUGCGACGAAUAGUUACUAACAAUUACCGUACUCUUAAGAAUUCACCGUAUUGAGAAUAUAGUUGAGAAUACCAUUACAUCAUGUGUCUGAAAGAAGUACGAGAGGAACUGGCAGUUAUAAGUGUUGUUUCAAGUUCUUCUUGCUGAUUUGAGAAUAUAGUGAAAAUUGAAUACGUCCGGGUCCGAUAAUCGUAAGCGCAAGUAUUUGUGUUUGUCCGAUAAUCGUUGAAGUAGUAUUUGUCUAACCGAUGAUUUAUGUCUAACCGAUGGUGUAAGUGCUGCAAAUGAACAAUCAGUGAGGAAUAAUGAACUUAUUGGUCUAGUUGUGUAAGGAUCAGUAAUCAUAGGUAGUAUAUCUUCAAAAAUAAACUGUACAUAUAAUUUCCUCUGGUGUUGUAAAAAUUCAGUGUUUCUUUGUUGUACAUAAGCAUGAAUGAUCUUGCAAUAGUACUACUAGGGACUAUAAUUAUUAUUCUGUUUUUUAUUAUGGCAUCAAUAAGUACUAGAAAUCAAUACACACAGAAAAGACCCGCUUCAACGUUGGUGCUAGAAUCACUGAAGAACCUACAAGACUCAAGUCCUAACUACUGGAAGACGCCUUCAUCUUUGAAAUCUGAAAUCUACUGCAAGACGUCGUCUUUGAUAGGACGAGAGUGUAUUAA